This is a messenger RNA of Notodromas monacha, 1783 nucleotides long. The record is from the annotation of a GenBank genome assembly. NCBI's taxonomy places the organism in Eukaryota, Metazoa, Arthropoda, Ostracoda, Podocopida, Cyprididae.
UUAUUUUAUUUUUUUUGGAAAGGAUAUGAUAGGAAUGGUUUGAAGUGAGUGUGUGUGUGAUAAUAGUGAAGUGUGGUGAAAAUGUACCCGGGUUCGGAGUCGCGCAAACGCGCCAGCGGUUCGUUUCCGCCCGGCACCUUUGACCCGGCCUAUGCGGAUCAAGCUCCGUACGCGGCCCCGCAUCCCCAACAAUACGACAACACUUAUUACAAUGAUUGGAAUGCUUCUCAGGCCUACCGAAUGCCUGCUCCCGGGAUUUAUCCCACCCUGGAUCCGUCUCGUGAUGCGAAUGUAUGGCAGCAUCCGAACCCGUCUGCCUUUCCGGGAGGAGUGGCAGACUUUUUGCAGAACCCCAUGGUAGCGGGUGUGGCGUCGCAGUACGGCAGGAAUUUAGUCGGCGAGCACCUAGACAAGUACCGCGACAAGUUGUCGUCGCUCAAGUACUAUUUCGCUGUGGAUACGACUUGCGUGGCGAAGAAACUGGGUCUGCUUUUGUUCCCUUUCGCGCACGACAACUGGACGAUCCAGUACAGGGAUGCGGAACCCGUGCAGCCCCGUCACGACGUCAAUGUGCCGGACUUGUACAUUCCUCUCAUGGCGUUUGUCACGUAUAUCUGCGUCGCUGGCUACGUCCUUGGAGCUAAGGAGAAGUUUGAGCCUGAACAACUAGGAAUUUAUGCGUCUUCAGCAUUGAUUUGGCUGGUUGCCGAGGUGUUAUUGUUGAAGCUGGUGAUUUACCUGACUCAGAUGCCGUCUAGACUCACAUCCUAUGACCUAAUUGCUUAUUGCGGCUAUAAAUACGUUGGAAUGAUCGUGACAACGUUGUGCGGACAUUUCCUGGGUGCAACGGGUUACUACUCGGCUUUAGCUUACACAGGUGUAGCUUUGGCAUUUUUAGUGUCACGAGCGCUUCGAGUGCAGAUCAUGCCACAAGUCGACGAACACAUGGGAGGCAACAAACGCCGGUUUUAUUUUCUUUGCGCCACUGCAUUCGCGCAACCGCUUCUCAUGUGGUGGCGCACUUCACACUUGCUUUGAAAUUAACGGAAAUUCUUCAAGCUGAAUUGUUUUUUGCUGUAUUUUUAUUUCGGAAUUGGUGUUAUGUUAUGUUCCCGGUCGCUCGAAACAUGAAUGAAGGACUGCAACGCAGGAAGAAAAUCUGCGAGGAAGUGUAUUUCAAUUCAAACCCUUGGGCACGAAAUUGCUUGAGAAUCCAUUGCAGUUUGUUUUUUUGCGGGGGAAUGGAAAAGAAUUUCUGACUGCGUUGUUGUUGCCUGAAACUCAACCGUUGCGGUUUUUUGGUCGCGGAAAUCCUUCCCAGUGUUCCGUUGCUCUGUUUUAGACCCGAAUGGUCGUUGUCAAUAUUGGAUAAGUUCUCCUCCGUCUUUUGCGUGCCGAUUUUCUUUUUUUUUUCUUGAUCGGUGGUCUUUGCGUUGACGCAAGUGGAUUUCAUGCAGAGAAUGCAGGGUCAUUGGGCGGGAUGGAAAUGUUUCCAAAAAUUUGUUUCCGAGCUCGUUUUCGUCAUGCCAUCUUUUCUUCUGCGAGAUGAACUGGCUACUUCUUUCAGACAAUUCAUUUUUAUAUUCUCUGUCGAUUUAUAUGAAUUUAAAACGACGAGGAUAAUUGCAAAGCCUUUUCCUUGGAAGGUCAAGAUUUGAAAAUUAAGACUUUUGAUUUCCAUGUGUAUACUGUAUUUUUAAAACUAUGAAUGAGAAUUUUAAUAUCAGAAUUCAUUCAAUCGCUGAGAUGCUGCAUCCGCAUUAGAAAUGGCUGUAAACGAGUG